Messenger RNA from Nicrophorus vespilloides, 708 nucleotides. Its product is annotated as UPF0585 protein CG18661. The transcript is spliced from 3 exons. The record is from RefSeq and is a predicted model, not a curated record. Bases 19 to 681 code for a protein of 220 amino acids. Lineage: Eukaryota; Metazoa; Arthropoda; Insecta; Coleoptera; Silphidae.
UUGGUUGAGGUUAUUUGGAUGCGCCUUUGUUCGUUGCUAUCGUCUGUCGCUAAGAAAAUGACGGAGAAGAUUAAUUAUCCAUCUGCGGAACGCAACAAGGUGUACAUCCUGGACGUGCUGAAGAAACACUUCGACUCGUCACGACCGGGCGACGUCCUCGAGAUCGCUUCCGGCACUGGGCAACACGCCGCGCACUUUGCAAAGCACUUUCAAAACUUGACCUUCCAACCGACCGAAUACGAGGACGCCCUCUUCCGCAGCAUCCAGGCGUACGCAGCCGACGCCUUCCCCAAGAAGAACAUCAGACAACCGAUCCUCGUCGACGUGUCCAACGAUUGCGAUGGAUGGAAGUUACCGCUCAAGAGGUACGACUACAUGAUCAACAUCAACAUGAUCCACAUCAGUCCGAUCGAAUGCACGGAAGGUCUCUUCAGGAGCGCCGGGAAACUGCUGAAACCGAAGGGCGGUUUGAUGGCAACGUACGGACCGUACGCAGAGGAUGGCGUGAUCAAGCCGGAGAGCAACGUCGACUUCGACGAGGACCUGAAACGCAGAAAUCCCUCGUGGGGUCUGAGGGACAUCGACGAUUUGAAGAAGAUUGCCAAGGAGAACGGCAUCGAACUGAUCGAUAAAUGCGAUAUGCCUUCGAACAAUAAAUGCCUCGUCUGGAUGAAGCUCUGAUCAUCGUCAUCGUUCUUGUUUGUUGUU